This is a messenger RNA of Pangasianodon hypophthalmus (striped catfish), 1581 nucleotides long. It is a transcript of the gene slc51a, whose product is annotated as solute carrier family 51 subunit alpha. The record is from RefSeq and is a predicted model, not a curated record. NCBI's taxonomy places the organism in Eukaryota, Metazoa, Chordata, Actinopteri, Siluriformes, Pangasiidae. Gene Ontology annotation, biological process: transport. The transcript has 8 exons. Gene Ontology annotation, molecular function: transporter activity. Bases 334 to 1305 code for a protein of 323 amino acids.
AGCGGGGCCUCCAGCAUUCCCGACUCCCACCCCGGCGCACAAGUGCACCACCCCGUUCCGACGGUUGGAGCUGAAUUGGGGUUAGAUUUUUAUCUCAAACACUCCAACAUCACAGCUCCUCUGGGCUUUGUUUGGGCGCGUGCAGGGGCGGGGCUGUGCGGGGAAAUUACCGCCCGGAUGUCCAACUAAAGUGGAUUUUGGACCAAAGUUUCUCUCAGUCCAGUGUGGCUUUGUUCAGUAAGAGGCGCUGCUCCAGGCUGAUGAGAGACGAGCUGAGGUCUGCUUUUCAGUCUGAUCUGAGAGUCGGAUAGUGACACAGGAAAGCGGAGCAGGAUGAACGGAACCAACCAAACCGACCCGGCAUGCACACAGGAGCCGCUUCCGGCUAUCCACAUCAUCUCAAAACUCGACAUUUUCGGAGUCAUCCUUUACUCCACACUCACCUUCAUGGCCUCGGUGUCCAUGCUGCUCUUCAUCGAGGAGUGUGUUUACAUCUACAGGAAAGUUUCCUCCAACAAGAAGAGCGCCAUCAUCUGGGUGAACGGAGCCGCACCGGUUAUCGGUGCGAUGUCCUGUUUGGGAAUGUGGAUCCCAAAAGCCACGAUGUUCACGGACAUGUUCUCAACCACGUAUUUUGCCAUUGUGGUGUUUAAGUUUCUGAUCCUGAUGAUCGAGGAGUGCGGAGGUGAUGAGUUUUUUCUGAAGCAUUCGGCUAACGAGACGUUCAAGAUCAGCACCGGCCCGUGCUGCUGCUGCUGCCCCUGUCUGCCCCGAGUCCCCAUCACACGCCGCUCUCUGUUCAUGCUGAAACUGGGCUCCUUCCAGUUCGCUCUGCUUAAGAUGGUGUUUACGAUCUUGUCCAUCGUCUUGUGGACGAACGGGAACUUCGACGUCACUGAUGUGAAGAUCAGCAGUCCUGCGCUCUGGAUAAACACCAGCGUGGGCGUCCUCACCAUCAUCGCCCUGUGGCCCGUCGGCAUCAUGUUCAUGCACGUGCGCGACACUUUACGCAGCCUGAAGAUCGUUCCGAAAUACGCCAUGUAUCAGCUGGUGCUGGUGUUCAGUCAGCUGCAGACGGCCAUCAUUAACAUUCUGGCCAUGAACGGGACGAUCGGCUGCUCUCCGCCGUACUCCUCUCAGAGCCGCGGCUACUUGAUGAGUCAGCAGCUUCUGAUCAUGGAGAUGUUCAUCAUCACACUCGUGACUCGGUUGCUGUACCGGCGUCACUAUGAUCCCAUACCUUACAGCGACGGUGAAGAGAAGAAGAAUAUUGUUCUCGCCAGCAGCAACAAAACCAUUGUGUGAAAAAUAAAGAGUAAAAUGCUUUUUUUGGCACGACGUCGCAGUCACACCACAGACCUAUAAGUGUAUAUUUUUGUAUUUAUAAACAAAUGGCUCUUUUCUGACAAAUAAGGUACAGUAUUUUUUUUAUCAACAGCAUGCAUGUGAUCCAGAAUUUUUGUAGGUCUGUCCAAGUCUUUGUGCAGAAAAAGAACAAUGUUUUACAUAUUCUUCUUCUUCUUCUUUUUCACUUGUAGCCCUUUUUCACUAGAAAAGCAGAAUAAAUCCAUGAGGAAUGUG